AUGGUACACCUUAGUAUGAUUGCACUGGAGGUCAUGCAGACAGCUGAGGUACUAGGACGUUCUUAUAACAGUGCCAUGACAAUUUUGGGAUUCCUCACGAUUGAGAAUCCAAACACGUCAAUACUGUUUAGUCAAAGAUUCUGGAAUAUCCCUGCACUUCACAUAACAGUAUUAAACCUAAAUCCGAGCGUUGCAUUAGCGUUACAGACGAAAACCAGUAUUCUGCUAAGUGGAGUACCCCAGGCGGUUAGGUGCACCUCAUGUAAAGAAACCAUAAGCAUGUCAGUACUUUGCACGUAUGAGUAUUACAGAUAG
This is a messenger RNA of Plasmodium inui San Antonio 1, 315 nucleotides long. RefSeq lists its product as hypothetical. The transcript has a single exon. Lineage: Eukaryota; Apicomplexa; Aconoidasida; Haemosporida; Plasmodiidae. The coding region runs from base 1 to 315 and encodes 104 amino acids. The record is from RefSeq and is a predicted model, not a curated record.